Messenger RNA from Paramacrobiotus metropolitanus, 1302 nucleotides. RefSeq names its product NADH-cytochrome b5 reductase 2-like. Bases 152 to 1042 code for a protein of 296 amino acids. The transcript has 4 exons. The record is from RefSeq and is a predicted model, not a curated record. Lineage: Eukaryota; Metazoa; Tardigrada; Eutardigrada; Parachela; Macrobiotidae. Gene Ontology annotation, molecular function: FAD binding; oxidoreductase activity. Gene Ontology annotation, cellular component: mitochondrion.
CUUUGACCACGUGGUUUUCGCUAAUUGUAAUGUCCGCGCAAUCCGUGACCACACCCAUGUAUAAAUGCCGAUCCCGUUUCGUUUGCAGCUUUUAAGGUUAUGACCCGUAUAACGCCCACACCGAAUUCCUCAUCCAUGACUCGAAUGGAAUAUGUUCCAGAAGGUUACCGGAAGCUUUUCAUUUCAAGUGUGUAGGAAGUUACAAAGUGCUGACUCAAGUGCAACUCUUAUCACACUCGCUGGCCCCGCGGUCCGUAUUCCCAUUAAAUUCAUCGAAAAAAAACCACUAACUGCUGACACCAAGAGAUUCCGCUUCGCCCUACCGUCCGCUGAUCAUUCGCUGGGGAUACCCAUUGGAAAUUUCAUUCAGUUGACGGUUACAGUCGACGGCAAACAGGAAACACGAUCAUACACACCCAUUUCCACCAACGAAGACAGAGGACACAUAGAUCUGGCGAUCAAAAUUUAUCCCCCGACAAUUCAAAAUCCUCGUGGGGGAAUCGUGACACAGUAUUUGGAUCAGCUGAAAAAGGGUGACGAAGUACUGAUGAGCGGACCUCUUGGGUUAUUGCGGUACAACGGACAUGGGACGUUUUUGAUUUCAUCCGGCCGGUUUUCUCUAGGCACAGCGAAAACUUUCAUGGAGCUUGGUAUGCUUUGUGGUGGUUCCGGUGUUACUGCCAUGAUUCCAAUAUUACGCACGAUGUUAAAGGAAGACGACGAAAAGCCCCAAUGUUCCCUGGUCUAUUCGAACGUCACGGACCGCGAUAUUAUUAUGCAGGAUGAGUUGAGCAGCUUAUCGUCCAAACAUAGAAAACGAUUAAAAGUAUGGUACACGGUGGAAAGGCCAACUAAGACCAACUGGAAAUACGGUGUCGGCCGCAUUAACGAUAAGGUCAUCCAGACAUUCAUGCCAGUACCGGCAGCAGGAGUACUGGUUUUGGUGUGUGGUCCACGACCUAUGGUGGCUGCUUGCAAGGCUCUUCUACUGGAUCUCCAUUAUACCAAUGAGAUGAUUUUUAUAUUUUCCAAUCCGCCGUAGAGCCGCAUUUGAUAAGUACUUCACCUAUUUCAGAAAACUGUCGGCAGUCGGUGAUUGGUUUAUGCCUGCGUGGUUGUAAAAACUACUUGAUUUAAAUCGUCAUUUUAUUUUGUUGUGCAGCGUUAUUGAACGGUGAAACGUUAUGUGCGAUAUUAAAGUUCUUUUUCUGGUUCUGAAUUGUUGUUAAAACUGAAAUUAAAAAUCCUGUGAAUGCGUAUCACUGCCAUGUCUUAGUUGUUAAUAAGAAACUGCAAAGCGAU